GUGCCUGGGGAGCGCGCACGCAAGGGGCUGGCUUGCCCGCGGCGCGGGGGAAAGUUGAGUUGCAAGAAGUUGAGAAGGACGGGGGCGCGCUCUAGGGUGGGCACGGGGGUCAUUGUCGGGAGCGCGCAAGGGCGCUGAAAAAGCCGAAAAGUCCCCAAGACCCCAAGAGAGCUAAAUUCAGAGCUAGCGGGUUAUGCCGCCGCCUUGUUGCUCUGAAAGCCGCAUCUGUAGUGAAAAGGGCUAAGUUUUGGCCAUGAGCAGCGCCCCUCGGUGCCCCGCAGACACUUUCUGCUCCCCAGAGCCAGAGAGCUUGAGCCCUGGGACACCUGGGUUCCCGGAGCAGGAGGAGGGCGAGCUCCACCGCACCCUGGGCGUAGAGCGCUUUGAGGAAAUCCUCCAGGAGGCCGGGUCUCGAGGAGGAGAGGAGCCAGGACGCAGCUAUGGGGAGGAGGACUUUGAGUACCACCGCCAGUCUUCCCACCACAUCCACCACCCACUAUCUACACACCUGCCCCCGGAUGCCCGCCGCCGCAAAACCCCACAGGGCCCAGGAAGGAAACCGAGAAGACGGCCUGGAGCCUCCCCUACUGGGGAAACCCCCACUAUUGAAGAGGGAGAGGAAGAUGAGGAUGAGGCCAGUGAGGCUGAGGGGGCCCGGGCACUUACCCAGACAUCCCCUCUCUCCUCCCCCUCUUCGGUCCAGUUCUUCCUACAGGAGGAUGAUAGUGCUGACCGGAAGGCAGAAAGGACCAGUCCCUCUCCCCCUUCACUACUGACACACCAGGAGGCCCAGCCUGGGCCCAAAGGUGCCCCGACUGGAGCCCUGGUGGAAGAGGUGGCAGCAGUGACCAGCGGAACAGCUGGGGGUGACGACGGGGGUGCCUCAGGGCGCCCUCUGACUAAAGCUCAGCCUGGACAUCGCAGCUACAACCUUCAGGAGAGGAGGCGCAUUGGGAGCAUGACCGGGGCUGAGCAGGCCCUGCUGCCCCGGGUCCCCACAGAUGAGAGUGAGGCCCAGACGCUGGCCACAGCCGACUUGGACCUCAUGAAAAGUCAUCGGUUCGAGGAUGUUCCUGGUGUGAGGCGGCACUUGGUGCGGAAGAACGCCAAAGCGUCUGUGCCAGGCAGCCGGGAAGGGCGGGAGCCUGGCCCCACACCUCGGUCCCGGCCUCGAACCCCCCAUAAGCCUCAUGAGGUAUUUGUGGAGCUGAAUGAAUUGUUGUUGGACAAGAACCAAGAGCCUCAAUGGCGGGAGACAGCUCGCUGGAUCAAAUUUGAGGAGGAUGUGGAGGAGGAGACAGAGCGCUGGGGGAAACCCCAUGUGGCCUCCCUGUCCUUCCGAAGUCUCCUGGAACUCCGCAGGACCCUGGCCCAUGGGGCUGUGCUCUUGGACUUGGACCAGCAGACACUGCCUGGGAUUGCCCACCAGGUAGUGGAACAGAUGGUUAUUUCCGACCAGAUCAAGGCGGAGGAUCGGGCCAAUGUACUUCGGGCCCUGCUGCUGAAACACAGUCACCCAAGUGAUGAGAAGGAUUUCUCCUUCCCCCGAAACAUCUCAGCUGGUUCACUGGGCUCCCUGCUGGGCCAUCAUCAUGGCCAUGGGGUGGAGAGUGACCCCCACGUCACCGAGCCUCUCAUAGGAGGUGUUCCUGAGGCCCGCCUGGAGGUGGAACGAGAGCGAGAGCUGCCUCCUCCUGCCCCACCUACCGGCAUCACCCGCUCCAAGUCGAAGCAUGAGCUGAAGCUACUGGAGAAGAUCCCAGAGAAUGCAGAAGCGACUGUGGUCCUUGUAGGGUGCGUGGAGUUCCUGUCCCGGCCCACCAUGGCCUUCGUGCGCCUUCGAGAGGCGGUGGAACUGGACGCAGUGCUUGAGGUGCCAGUGCCUGUGCGCUUCCUCUUCCUGCUGCUGGGCCCCAGCAGUGCCAACAUGGACUACCAUGAGAUCGGACGCUCCAUCUCCACCCUCAUGUCAGACAAGCAAUUCCACGAGGCAGCCUACCUGGCGGAUGAGCGGGAGGACCUGCUGACUGCCAUCAAUGCCUUUUUGGACUGCAGCGUGGUGCUGCCACCUUCUGAGGUGCAGGGCGAGGAGCUGCUACGCUCUGUGGCCCACUUCCAGCGCCAGAUGCUCAAGAAGAGGGAGGAGCAGGGCCGCCUAUUGCCCCCUGGGGCUGGGCUGGAGCCCAAGUCUGCCCAAGACAAGGCGCUCCUGCAGAUGGUAGAAGCAGCAGGCACAGCUGAAGACGAUCCCCUUCGUCGGACGGGCCGGCCCUUUGGGGGCUUGAUUCGCGAUGUGCGUCGUCGCUACCCACACUACCUGAGUGACUUCCGGGACGCACUCAACCCCCAGUGUCUGGCUGCGGUCAUCUUCAUCUACUUUGCCGCCCUGUCUCCUGCCAUCACCUUUGGUGGACUACUUGGAGAGAAGACACAAGACUUGAUCGGGGUGUCAGAGCUGAUCAUGUCCACAGCGCUCCAGGGGGUGAUCUUCUGCCUGCUAGGGGCUCAGCCGCUGCUGGUGAUCGGCUUCUCGGGCCCGCUGUUGGUCUUUGAGGAAGCCUUCUUUUCAUUCUGUAGCAGCAACAACCUGGAGUACCUGGUGGGCCGAGUGUGGAUUGGCUUCUGGCUGGUGCUUCUGGCUCUGCUCAUGGUGGCCCUGGAGGGCAGCUUCCUGGUGCGCUUUGUCUCUCGCUUCACUCAGGAGAUCUUCGCCUUCCUCAUCUCUCUCAUUUUCAUCUACGAGACCUUCUACAAACUGGUGAAGAUCUUCCAGGAGCAUCCACUGCAUGGCUGCUCAGUCUCCAACAGCUCAGAGGCCGAUGGCGGCGAGAAUAAGACAUGGGCUAGGGCAGGAGCAGUGCUGGGGCCAGGGAACGGGACCGCCAGGCACCCUGGGCAGGCGAGGCCUCAGGGUCAGCCCAACACAGCCCUGCUGUCGCUGGUGCUCAUGGCUGGCACUUUCUUCAUCGCCUUCUUCCUGCGAAAAUUCAAGAAUAGCCGGUUCUUCCCCGGCCGGAUCCGGAGGGUGAUCGGGGACUUCGGGGUGCCCAUUGCAAUUCUCAUCAUGGUGCUUGUGGAUUACAGUAUUGAAGACACCUACACACAGAAAUUAAGCGUACCCAGUGGGUUCUCAGUGACAGCCCCAGAAAAACGGGGCUGGGUCAUCAACCCUCUGGGAGUAACCAGCCCCUUCCCUGUGUGGAUGAUGGUCGCGAGCCUGCUGCCUGCCAUCCUGGUCUUCAUUCUCAUCUUCAUGGAGACUCAGAUCACCACGCUCAUCAUCUCUAAGAAGGAGCGCAUGCUACAAAAGGGCUCCGGCUUCCACCUAGACCUACUGCUCAUUGUGGCCAUGGGUGGCAUCUGUGCCCUCUUCGGACUGCCCUGGUUGGCUGCUGCCACUGUCCGCUCCGUCACACAUGCCAAUGCCCUCACCGUCAUGAGCAAAGCUGUGGCACCUGGGGACAAGCCCAAAAUUCAGGAGGUCAAGGAACAGCGGGUGACAGGGCUGCUGGUAGCCCUGCUUGUGGGCCUAUCCAUAGUUAUUGGAGAUCUGCUUAGGCAAAUACCACUGGCUGUGCUCUUUGGGAUUUUUCUGUACAUGGGCGUUACCUCCCUUAAUGGGAUCCAGUUCUACGAGCGGCUGCAUUUAUUGCUCAUGCCACCCAAACACCAUCCGGAUGUCACCUAUGUCAAGAAGGUCCGGACCCUCCGUAUGCACCUGUUCACAGCCCUGCAGCUGCUCUGCCUGGCCCUGCUCUGGGCGGUCAUGUCCACAGCUGCCUCUCUGGCCUUCCCCUUCAUCCUCAUCCUCACAGUGCCACUGCGCAUGGUGGUGCUCACCCGGAUCUUCACCGACCGAGAGAUGAAAUGUCUGGAUGCAAACGAGGCAGAGCCGGUGUUUGACGAGCGGGAGGGUGUGGAUGAGUACAAUGAGAUGCCCAUGCCUGUGUAGCUGCCGGCUGGGGAGAUCAGCCUGUGGGACUGAUGGACAGAGGGACCAGGGGCUGGGGGCUAAGUCUUGGAACUCCCUCUGCCUUCAUUUUUAUUUAAGUGAAUAAUUUAAAGUCCUCAACCUUGCAGUAAAGUGCUUU
This is a messenger RNA of Elephantulus edwardii (Cape elephant shrew), 4091 nucleotides long. RefSeq names its product solute carrier family 4 (anion exchanger), member 2 (gene SLC4A2). Gene Ontology annotation, biological process: regulation of intracellular pH; monoatomic anion transport; transmembrane transport. Gene Ontology annotation, cellular component: apical plasma membrane; basolateral plasma membrane; plasma membrane. Lineage: Eukaryota; Metazoa; Chordata; Mammalia; Macroscelidea; Macroscelididae. Gene Ontology annotation, molecular function: solute:inorganic anion antiporter activity; monoatomic anion transmembrane transporter activity. Bases 254 to 3952 code for a protein of 1232 amino acids. The record is from RefSeq and is a predicted model, not a curated record. The transcript has 23 exons.